CCCUCGGGGCUCAGCCGCUUCCGGAGACGUGUCUGGAACGGGGAAAUGGCGGCCGGGGCGGGCGCGGGUCCCGCCGGGCAGGGCGGCGAGGCGGAUGAGCUUUUUGACGUGAAGAACAGCUUCUAUAUUGGGGCUUACCAGGCCGCCAUCAACGAGGCGCAGAGGAUCAAGCCGUCCAGCCCUGAGAAGGAAGCGGAGAGGGACGUUUUCUUGUUCAGAGCCUACAUUGCCCAGAGAAAAUAUGGUGUGGUACUGGAUGAAAUUAAAGCUAAUGCCAGUCCCGAGCUCCAAGCAGUGCGGAUGUUUGCAGAAUAUCUUUCAAAUGAGAGUCAAAGAGAUGCGAUUGUUGCUGAUUUGGACAAAAAAAUGGCAAAAAGUGUUGAUGUGGCCAAUACCACUUUCUUGCUGAUGGCUGCUUCAAUCUAUUUCCAUGACAAAAAUCCUGAUGCAGCUCUACGAACUCUACAUCAAGGGGAGAGUUUGGAAUGCAUGGCGAUGAUGAUCCAGAUUCUUCUAAAGCUUGACAGACUUGAUCUGGCUCGCAAGGAGCUUAAGAAGAUGCAGGAGCAAGAUGAAGAUGCGACCCUCACUCAGCUGGCUACUGCCUGGGUGAACCUGGCUAUAGGCGGUGAGAAGUUGCAAGAUGCCUAUUACAUCUUCCAAGAGAUGGCAGACAAAUGCUCCUCCACUCUGCUCCUGCUUAACGGGCAGGCAGCCUGCUACAUGGCUCAGGGCAAGUGGGAUGACGCAGAGGGAGCGCUGCAGGAGGCACUGGACAAGGACAGCAGCCAUCCUGAGACCUUGAUCAACUUCGUUGUCCUGUCACAACACCUGGGCAAACCACCAGAGGUUACAAACCGUUAUUUGUCACAGCUGAAGGAUGCACAUAAGAAUCAUCCGUUCAUAAAGGAGUAUCAGGCAAAGGAGAAUGACUUUGAGCGACUCGCCAUGCAGUAUGCCCCCAGCGCCUGAGGAGGAACGGGGCAGCAGAUCUGCUCUGUGGUACCUGGGAAGCAGGGUUGGUUCCUCAGAACCCUUCUGGUAACAUGGAAAAAUGCCCUUUGCAAGUGGGUCUGGCUUAACUCAGCGUGGCAGGGUCUGCAAUCCAGGAAACCGUUGCUGAGUUUGUAUAUAAUGUGUAGCUGCUCUAACCUGGGAGCCAAAAAGCCUCUUCUGGCUUCUGGGGUUUUCAACUCUGUUUAAAACACAGCGCGAAUCAAGUUUGCAACACUGUACCUUAAACAUUCCUAAUAAAGCCUUUUCUGGCUCUGUGUGCCCCUUAAUUUA
Tympanuchus pallidicinctus (lesser prairie-chicken) is the source of this 1287-nucleotide messenger RNA. RefSeq names its product COPI coat complex subunit epsilon (gene COPE). Gene Ontology annotation, biological process: intra-Golgi vesicle-mediated transport; retrograde vesicle-mediated transport, Golgi to endoplasmic reticulum; endoplasmic reticulum to Golgi vesicle-mediated transport. Gene Ontology annotation, molecular function: protein binding; structural molecule activity. NCBI's taxonomy places the organism in Eukaryota, Metazoa, Chordata, Aves, Galliformes, Phasianidae. Bases 46 to 972 code for a protein of 308 amino acids. Gene Ontology annotation, cellular component: COPI vesicle coat. The record is from RefSeq and is a predicted model, not a curated record. The transcript has 10 exons.